Messenger RNA from Alosa sapidissima (American shad), 2240 nucleotides. Its product is annotated as protein phosphatase 1 regulatory subunit 3C-B-like. The transcript has 3 exons. Gene Ontology annotation, molecular function: protein phosphatase 1 binding; glycogen binding. NCBI's taxonomy places the organism in Eukaryota, Metazoa, Chordata, Actinopteri, Clupeiformes, Clupeidae. Gene Ontology annotation, biological process: regulation of glycogen biosynthetic process. The coding region runs from base 333 to 1355 and encodes 340 amino acids. The record is from RefSeq and is a predicted model, not a curated record. Gene Ontology annotation, cellular component: protein phosphatase type 1 complex.
CUCUUCGUCCAGCAGGGGUCCAUGGCUUCUGUGAAAUGGUCUGGAGUGGGCUUGCAGUGGUAACACCAAAGGCUGAUGGUCUUUCGGUAUUCUGCACUCUUACUGGUCAGAACCUACACUUGGCUGCGUCUCCAUUGGUUCCUGAGUCUAUCCAAGAUGAAUAUGCAAAUAAGUCUGAUUAAUAUUUGAGGACUAGCAACUGCGCAACUGCACUCUGGUGGAGCAUCGUGGGGGCGUGACGGUCGAUCCGGCAAGAGAGUGAAACGAUGUUUUAACUUCUCGGUGGAAAAUUAAAAGCUCAUUCGUCUGCAAUUGUUUGGGAGUAAACAUUUAUGAAUUCGACAAGCAUUUUCCACGUUCUGAGCUCUCCGAUGCCUGGUCCCACCAUGCCUGUGGCCAUGCAGCUGUACCUCGCCCACUCUCCUCCCCCUCUGCGGAGCUUCCUGAGCUCCUACGAGGACUGUCGCGCCUGCAGCCUCUCUGGGGUCUCCCCCCACCGCUGCAAGCCCCUGCGCCCCUGCCUGAGCGCCAGGCCCGGCCUGGCAGAGCCGCCCUGCCUGGGCUGGCAGACGCCCAAAGCCAAGGGCAAGAAGCGGGUGGUGUUCGCCGACUCCAAGGGCAUGUCCCUGACGGCCGUGCACCUCUUCUCCAAAUCGGAGGACAAGGAGGCGGCGCUGCUUGCGACGACGACGACGUCAUCGCCGGAGCUCACGCAGCUGCAGUUCGACCUGACGGAGCUGGAGAGCGCCGUGGCGGCGACGACGACGCUGCGGGUCAGCCCCUCGCCAGGCCUGGCGCUGGACUUUGCCCAGCCGUCCGCCGACUACCUGGACUUCCGCAGCAGGCUGCUGAGGAACGGCGUGUGCCUGGAGAACUGCACGCUGCAGGAGCGCUCGCUCACCGGCACCGUCAAGGUGCGCAACCUGGCCUUCGAGAAGUCCGUCCAGGUGCGCAUCACCUUCGACUCGUGGCAGAGCUUCACGGACACGGAGUGCACCUUCAUGAACAACGUCUACGGUUGCCAGGAUACAGACAUCUUCUCCUUUGCCAUCGAGCUGCCGGGCUACGUCGCCCCCAACAACCGGGUGGAGUUCUGCAUAUGCUACAGGCCAGCUGGCCAGAUCUUCUGGGACAACAACGACGGCAACAACUACAGGCUGGUCCCGGCGCCAUGGAAACACAACGGCGAGUGGUCCCCUCCAGCCAAUAAGAAGAAGGAAACGGUGACGCCCAAGAAGCCAAUUCGGAGGCUGUGCUCUCAGUUCGACAAACUGGGAAGCCCGCAGGCCACCAGUGGACUCUUUGCAGACUGGCAGAGUUGGGGCCACAUAGAGAACACCAUCCCCUACUGGUGAAGCUCGCCUGGCGGUGAUGGUGGUGCCGCACCUUCCCCAAAUGAUCCCCAUCAUCUCUCUGCAUGCAUGUAUGGGUGUGACGAUAAUGUAACAAAUGGUUGCAAAACAGACUUGAUCUUAUAUGUAAUCCACUAGUGCCUUAAUUAGUGUACUAUGUACUAUGUAUAGACCAUGAAUCUUAGCUGUGGAUGUCUUCAGCCUGUUGUCUUGACCAGAUCAGCUGGACCUGUAUGGUCUUACAGACUUUGCACGCAACUGAGCCUCGUCUCUAGGCCAUUUCAAAUGAAGAAAAUUGAAGACUGGAAUGCGUUUGCAUAUACACACGCAGGCGACGUCCUUCAUAUUGAAGGUGUUUGCUCUUAAAAGUGUCUGUUUGUCAGAGGGGACGUUUCAGGUAAAUGAGAAUAAUUAUUAUGCAAAUUUCUUCUCAAACACAUUUGAACUUGCAAUAGAUUAAAAUGUCACAUAGAACCUUACUAUACUCAUGACCCUCUCCAGUGCCUUGGCAAUGUUUGUCUUUUCUUGUCACAAUGUUUCUAUUAUUGUGAUAUUUGUAGUGAAACUACAGAUACAAUGGAAUCAGUAGGCUUGCUAUAGCUGACAGUAAAUUGAAUGUAAAUCUUUUGGAUUGAGAAGGAUUGUUUUUGUGUUUCCAGUGCCCUUUCCCUAGCAUUUUCUGAAAAGCUCAUCCUCUGACUCGUAGCCUUGUUGGUGAAAUCAACAGUUUCUUUUAUUACUUGUUUUUCCAAUAUGUGCAAUGCAAAACCUCUGGUAGUGUGUGUGAUUGUGCUGUGAUUGCUCUACGUGUGUGGGUAACAGAGAGAAUGUGUUAAAUGUUAUGAUGUUGGAAAUGGUCUUUGUAAAUAAACUUUUGUAUUCUAUCUA